Messenger RNA from Heterobasidion irregulare TC 32-1, 450 nucleotides. RefSeq lists its product as uncharacterized. Gene Ontology annotation, biological process: proteolysis. Gene Ontology annotation, molecular function: cysteine-type endopeptidase activity. The record is from RefSeq and is a predicted model, not a curated record. Lineage: Eukaryota; Fungi; Basidiomycota; Agaricomycetes; Russulales; Bondarzewiaceae. The annotation marks the transcript as partial. The transcript is spliced from 2 exons.
ACCCGCAUGUUUGCACUUGUGAUUGGCAUCGACAAGUACAAAUCCCCCAAAGUCGACGACCUAGGUGGAUGUGUCCACGAUGCCAAAUCAUUUGCAGCGUUGCUUUCUGAACGAUUUAAUGUGCCGGAUUCUCAGCUCUCCAUACUCACCGAUGAGUCUGCCACACGCGAGGCUAUCAUUUCCCAUUUUCUCACCGACCUCGUACAAAACCCCAAUAUUGAACGUGACGAUACCAUCAUUUUCUACUACGCUGGUCGAGGCAGUCGCGCUGAGGCCUCUCAACUCUUGUCAUCUCAGGAAAACGCAAUGGAAACACUAUGCCCUCACGACGAAUGGUUAGAGGAUGACCAUGGCCUUAUUCCUGGGAUUCCAGGUCGCACUAUGAAUGCAUUGUUUCGUGAACUCGCUCGCGCCAAAGGCGACAACAUUGUUCGUAUUUCUGACAUCUGA